AUGAGUUUCAAUUCGCAGUAUCUGUACGGCAACUGGAAGGAGUUGGAGAGCAGCAACAUCUACAAGGUCACAAGCGCCGAUUGGGACAAUCCCUACUUGCGGAAUCUGACGGUCGUGAACAAUCCAGCCAAGGAUGAUCGGCGUGACUUCGAGAUUCAGAUGGGGGAUCAUGGACGCCUGAUACUCUGUCCAAUGUACCACAAGGAUAUCGCUAUAGGAACGGAGUCCAACUAUGAUCUCUACGCCGACUAUUCAAUUCCAGGCCGAAUCGUCUGGUACAGCCCUACGACAGGGCGAAUUCGUACCUGGCAGUUCAUGCUGCAGAUGUGGAACACCACAUUGGUGCAGUUAAUGGGCGAAGUUGAGGGCGAUGUUCUUCGACUUUGCAUGCGGAAGCUCACAGGCGAGCUAAUUUCGAACGUUACCAUGCAGCGGAGUACUUGCUGGAAGGAAGCUAGGAAGCUGAUGAUCUCCGGCCUUCGGCCUCUACUCUCAAAAAAACUGGCUUUCGUCUCGUCCCCGGGAGAAGUCUUGACACCCGCCCACGAUGAGAAGACGCUCAGUGAACUUCUGGGAUGUAUGAAAGGGGAGCCGGAGCUAGUUGAGGAGUGGAGACGUUUCCAGUAG
This is a messenger RNA of Symbiodinium sp. CCMP2456, 627 nucleotides long. The record is from the annotation of a GenBank genome assembly. NCBI's taxonomy places the organism in Eukaryota, Dinophyceae, Suessiales, Symbiodiniaceae.